Molecule: messenger RNA, 1454 nt
Organism: Lepisosteus oculatus (spotted gar)
Lineage: Eukaryota; Metazoa; Chordata; Actinopteri; Semionotiformes; Lepisosteidae
Gene: txndc15
Product: thioredoxin domain containing 15
Biological process (GO): cilium assembly
Cellular component (GO): cilium
Source: RefSeq, a predicted model, not a curated record
CCGGGAAGUAAAACAGAAUAGGGGUUAUUUACAGAAUUGAGUGGAAUGUCUUUCCAUCAUGCACAGGAAACCAUGACUUAUAUUGUUUAAAUUAAUUGCAAGAAAGCAAGAAGACGUCCUGUGAUGGGCUGGGCGGUUAACACCGUAUGGUUCAUGUAUACUUUAUGUUUUGUACUCUGCGUGUUUGAGCAUCGACAGGUGUUUGCCGUAGAAGAAGAAGACCCCUCUCAGUUUGAAGUUCCGGAUGGAUUACAUUUGGCAUCCGACACGGGAAUCGGCACGGCCGGUGAGUCUGAGACAGAGGUGACGACGGCAGUUCAGUUCAAGACCGCCGAGAUCGCGGACGCAAUGCUGGGAACAGAGGCAGCGCCUGUCCGGGCGGAGCUGCGGUCGCUGAUUCCUGCAGACGCGACACCCGCCCGAACAGGGUCCCAGGUCUCUUGUGACUAUGGGAAAUGUGGGUCCCAAGAGAACGAGCUGCUUUCAGCCCAGCCACCGGCGGAGGAGUCCCCCGGCGAAAAUAGCGUGGAAGACGUGCCACCGGUAACCCUGGAGAUGGUCCACAUGGAGGCAGCGACCUCCGAGGAGCAAAAUUCAACCGAGACUGCAAAGACGCCUAAAGUAAACUGUGAAAAAAGAAACAUGACUGAGGUGGAUAACCUCACAGUACACAUUCUAAAUGCCUCUCAGGACCUGAUGGAGUUUCUGAAUGUCAACAGCAGCGAAUGCUCGGUGGUUUUGUUCUACACAGCCUGGUGCCAGUUUUCUGCCAGUCUGGCUCCUCACUUCAACGCGUUGCCUCGGGUGUUUCCAGCCAUCCACUUCCUGGCCCUGGACGCUUCGCAGCACAGCAGUCUCUCCACAAGGUUUGGGACUGUAGCUGUUCCCAAUAUUCUUCUCUUCCAAGGGGUUAAACCAAUGGCCAGGUUUAACCAGACAGAUCGGACACUAGGAACUUUAAAGGCUUUCAUAGUUAACCAGACAGGUAUUGAAGCUGACCCAGUACAGGAGGUAACAGAAGAAGAUCAUGCAGGACCCCUGCAAAGCAUUCCUGUUCAAAGCAUUGACUGGCUGCUUGUUUUCUCCAUCUUUUUUAUCUCUUCUUUUACUACUUAUGCAAUACUACGGACAGACAGCAUUCGAUGGCUAAUUCCAGGACAGGAACAUGAGCACCAGGACUGAUACUUGAGCCCCUAUUUAUAGUCAAUGCUAAGAAUUUAACUGGAUGUAUGUACUGUAAAUUGUGAUUUUGGUGUAAAUUACUAAAAUGCUCAACAAACUUGAGCAAAAAUGGUUAAAAUAUAGAUUCAUUUUAUGUUAAUUAAUCCAUGCACUAUGUAUUUAUAAACUCUACUGUGGUAUAUGCUUACAACAGUUUUGCUGUUACAAAAAAACCUGUCUACUGUUGGACUACUUGGAAACUUAAAUAAAUACAUUGACUGGGGAAUUAAAAA